AUGUCGGCGAAGGAGGAAUUCAUCGAUGCGCAGAUAAAAUGUGAUAAAUUUUUCAGCUCAUUAGAGCCUCCAGCAAACCUCGUCACCGAUGAUGUGGAUUCGUUUUUGAGGCGUCAUGCUGGCGACGAAACCCCGGUCGCAAUCGUGACUUCCGGCGGAACAGCAAUCCCGAUUGAACGCAACACAGUUCGCUUCAUUGAGAACUUCAGCACCGGAACUCGUGGAGCCGCAAGCACUGAACAUUUCCUCGCCAACGGUUAUGCUGUCGUGUUCCUACACCGGCAUCAAUCCAUUCAGCCAUUUUUCCGCCAUGUGUCUCUUGCGGAAGUGUUCGACGAGGGUUUCCAUCCGGAGAAUGUCAAAAUGCACGAAUUGUAUAACGAGGUGAAGAGAACGAAUCGGUUGUUGCGUGUGGGAUUUUCGACGCUUUGCGAGUAUUUGUGGCAUUUGCGGCGAAUUGCGAAGAGUGCGGACCAGUGUGGUAGUCGAGCCCUGGUGUAUCUAUCUGCUGCAGUCUCGGAUUAUUACAUCCCGUUUGACAAGAUGGAGGAGCACAAGGUGCAAUCUGGUUGCGAGGCGCUCACGUUGCAUUUGGAACCCGUGCCGAAGAUGGUUUAUCCGUUGAGGAACGAGUGGUGUCCGAAGGCGUUUGUGGUCACUUUCAAGCUGGAAACGCAGCAGGACUUGCUUGCUGAUAAGUCUAGAAGUGCUUUGUUGAGGUAUGGACAUCAGCUUGUUGUGGGGAAUCUUUUGGAUACAAGAAGGAGAGAAGUUUUCAUUUAUGAUCAAAAUGGCUCCGUGCGUUUGAAGCUUUCGGAUGCAGAAUUUACGGAGGGCGCAGAAAUCGAGGACAAAAUCAUAUCUGAAGUUGUUACUCGUCAUCGCCAUUUUCACAAGAUGAAAGAGAUCAUCGGCCGAGAGCAAGUGAUUUCUUUUGCGUUAGUGGUUUCUUGGUUGCUGUUUGCCUCGCUCGGAUUUGUGUGUUCCAUUAUUGCGGCAUUCCUCUUCAUCAUCAUUGGGAAGGUUUUCCGUACUGCCGAUGCGAAUCUCCGCUCUGGUCUGGACUUGGCAUCACUGAAUUACUGGUGUACUCAUGCUGUCCUUGGAGGGAUUUUCUUCAUUUUCCAAGUGCUCACAGUGCCGCUUGGUUGUGUACGGGUAACAGAAAAUGUUUUCUUCGCUGUUCCGUUUGCCCUGCUCUGGUGGUUAACACAGCGUCUGGAUGGAGUUCCUCGAUUGAUGAAUCCGAUGGUUGAAAAAGCUGGUAGAAUGUUGCUGCGUGAGCGAUUGUUGAGGCUAGUUUUUGGAUUUCUGGCUUUGAUCAUUGGAAGCAACCUUGCGUUAACAUCUGCCUGCAACUCUGUUCCUUUGAUUGAGGACUCACUGCUACUGUUAUUACCAGAUGACUGCACAAAUGCUUAUUCGGACUUCAGGUCAUCCAUUUCCACAGGAGCUACAUCUGUUGGCCUUGUCUCGUUUGCUGUCAUGCUGAUACAAGAUGUGUCGACUAUCCUUGGGUGAACAUGGAACAAGCAAAAUUCCCAUGAUCUAUAAGAGAUGGAUGGAAUAUUUUCGUGAUAUUUUUUGUUGUGUUCAUCUGGAAGUGAAUUUUUGUUCUUGCAUUGAAAUGUAUACAAUUCAACAGAACAUUCAUUAUCACUUCCGACGCAAUGCCGCGUAACAAAAGAAAUCAAUGCACUUCAAAAUUUCAGGGCAG
Notodromas monacha is the source of this 1717-nucleotide messenger RNA. The record is from the annotation of a GenBank genome assembly. NCBI's taxonomy places the organism in Eukaryota, Metazoa, Arthropoda, Ostracoda, Podocopida, Cyprididae.